Molecule: messenger RNA, 2200 nt
Organism: Lotus japonicus
Lineage: Eukaryota; Viridiplantae; Streptophyta; Magnoliopsida; Fabales; Fabaceae
Product: phosphoinositide phospholipase C 6-like
Exons: 9
Coding region: 192-2003 (603 amino acids)
Biological process (GO): phosphatidylinositol-mediated signaling; lipid metabolic process
Molecular function (GO): phosphatidylinositol-4,5-bisphosphate phospholipase C activity
Source: RefSeq, a predicted model, not a curated record
AUUGAUCAGAUUAACAUAGUGGAUAAUUGAAUUAAUGACCCCCAAUUCAUGCAUUAUAAGCACUCAAUAGUUUGAACAUAUCUUCUUAAAGGUUCUUGCUUUUCUCUCAUUCUUACCCUCAACUCUUGCAUUAUAAGUUCAUGCUUUGGUCCUUAAUCUAUCUCUGAAACGCUUUAGAGGAACACAGUGAGAUGGGAAACAACAUGGUUACCUAUCACAAGUACAAAAGUUUCUUGUUCUUUAUCAGAAAGUACAAGGUCACCGAGCUGGUUCCACCUGAGGACCUUAAGGAGGUGUUCUCCGAGUUCACUGGAGGAGGGACUCGCAUGUCCUUCGAGCAGCUCCACCGGUUCUUGGUGGAGCACCAAGGCGAGAAGGACUGUACCUUAUUGGAUUCAGAGGAAAUCAUUGACAAGGUUUUGCAAGUGAGAAGGCCACAUGAGGAGAGUGGUAAUAUUGAUGAAAAUGGAGAACAAGGAGUUACCCUUGAUGAAAUCUUCCAUUUUUUGCUUCAUGAUGAUUUCAACAGUCCCUUGAAAACUGAGGUACAUCAUGAUAUGAGUGCUCCAUUGUCACAUUAUUUCAUAUAUACAGGACAUAACUCCUAUCUCACUGGGAACCAACUGAGCAGUGAUUGCAGUGAAGAGCCAAUUAUAAAGGCUUUGCAGCGAGGCGUGCGCGCUAUUGAACUGGAUUUGUGGCCAACUUCCAAUAAAGAUGAUAUCAAAGUAGAUCAUGGAUGGACUCUUACCAAUCCUGUUUCACCUAUCAAAUGUCUGGAGUCCAUAAAGAAAUAUAGUUUUGUUGCAUCUCAGUACCCAGUGAUCAUAACUAUAGAAGACCAUCUUACGCCGGAUCUUCGAACUAAAUUUGCAGAAAUGGCAACUCAAAUAUUUGGAGAAAUGCUUUAUUAUCCUCAGUCAUAUUGUUCAACAGAAUUCCCUUCACCAGAAUCAUUGAAGAAUCGAGUUAUUAUAUCAACAAAGCCCCCCAAAGAACGUUUUGAGUCCAACCGUAUCAAGGAAAAUGGCAACAAUCCAGUGGUGGAUGGAAGUGAGUCAUCUGAAGAAGAAUCAUGGGGAAAAGAAUCACCUGAUUCUAGGACUGAAAUGGAGACUGAGGACUCGCAGAAUGGAAGUGACCAUAAUGAAGGUGACACAAGUGCAUGUGAAUGUGAUCAAAGAUCAUAUCAGGAUUCCUCACCUGAUUACAAACGCAUCAUCACAAUCCAGAAUAGCAAACUCAAGGGUAGCCUUAAAGAUAAAUUGAAAACUGAUGGCGAACUUAGACGCUUAAGUUGGAGUGAGACAACCCUUGAAAAGGCUUCUGAAUCUCAUGGAACAGACAUUGUUAGGUUCACACAGAAAAAUAUUCUCAGGGUUUACCCGGGUGCUUUGCGUGUCAAAUCCUCUAAUUUCAAGCCACAUAUUGGGUGGAUGUAUGGAGCUCAGAUGGUUGCAUUCAAUAUGCAGGGGCAUGGAAAAUCACUCUGGUUGAUGCAGGGAAUGUUCAGGGCAAAUGGAGGAUGCGGUUAUGUUAAAAAGCCUCAAAUUCUAAUGCACAAACAUCAAUGGGACAAUGAGUUUGAUCCUACAAGGGUAUUGCAAGUGAAAAAGACACUAAAGGUAAAAGUAUACAUGGGACAUGGGUGGAGCUUAGAUUUCAGUCCUACACACUUUGAUAAGUUUUCUCCGCCAGAUUUUUACACAAAGGUCUAUAUUUUUGGAAUGCCUGCUGAUAUUGCAACGAAGAAAACAAAGGUAAUCAUGGACAACUGGUUUCCAGUGUGGGAUGAAGAGUUUGAAUUCCCUUUGAGUGUUCCAGAGCUUGCUUUGCUUCUGAUACAAGUCAAGGACAAAGAUAAGACAAAAGGUGACUUUGCUGGGCAAACAUGUUUGCCAGUGUCAGAGCUAAAACAUGGAUUUCGUUCAGUCCCUUUAUACAACAAAAAGGGAGAGAAAUUUAAAUCUGUGAAGUUGUUCAUGAGGUUUCAGUUUGAAUGAAUUGUAGAUAUCAUUCAUCUAGGAUAUACAUCCUCCUUGUUUAUAAUGGUCAAUUUUUUAGUUAGCAUAUUAUUCAUCUUUAGCAGCUUGGAACAAAAAUAGGAAUUUGUAGCAUUGCAUGAUAAGUCCUUCUUAGGCCUUAGCUAUGAGAAAUCAGCAUCUGGUUUUGUUAUGAAAAUUAGUCCAAGUUGGAAACC